UUACAACGAGUGGAUCAAAUACAAACAUCCUAUCAUGGCGGCUUUACUAUGAAUAAUAGUAUUUUUAUUGUUAUAGUGAAAUAGGCUAAAUUAAGUAAGCCCUUAACUAUAAAUUAUUAACAGUAUUCAUCAAGAACAUAUUAGAACAUGGACAGUAGUGAUCAGAGUGUUGAAGAGACUGUAGGGAAAGAUACAGAAGCUGUGACUGAAUCUUCAGACAUUGGUGAUGGCACAAACAGUGAGAAUAACAACACUGUAGAUGAUGUGGCAGAGUCUCUGAAUGAUCAGUCUGCUGACUCUGUGUAUCAAGAUGCCGAAGAAAAUUUAGAGACACUAGGUGCAGAGGAGACGGCUGUUGAGAAUAUGGAAACAGAAGACAACAGUGAAGCCAAUGCCCGAGAUAUUUUAUCUGGUGAUGACACAGAAAUUCUGAAUGAGAGUGUUUCUGUUCCUGAUUCCACAAAUAAUGAUGUGGAUUUGGAUAAUGUUAGUCAAGAGUCAGAGGCUCUGGAAGAAAGCUCAUUGGUUGAAGAGGAAACUGAUACAAAUACAAUGGAUAAUGUAACCCCUGCUGCUGAAGGAGUGUCUAAUGAUGAUGAUGAAGAAGAAAAUGAAACAAUAGAAAGAAAAGUAAAGCAAGCUAGUGUUGACUUAGAAGAGUCAAGUGACGAGAAAUCACCAGCAGCACCUGAUGAUGGUUCUCAGAAAGACAUAGAGAGUGAUGAAUCCCCUAGUGGGGAGGGAUAUAAGGAAAGUACCCAGGAUGUGGACACAGGAGAUGAGAACAUUGUAUCACAGAGCAGUGAUGGGGAAACAAGGGAUAAGGUUGUUGCAGAAGGCACAUCGGAUGACGAGGAAAAGGCUGAGGAUAGGGCAGAAAGUACGCAUGACAUUGAUGAGAGUUCUGAAGGUACACCUGAUAUGGAGGAUAGAGCUGAGGGUUCGCCUGAUAUGGGGGACAGAGCUGGAGGUACACCUGAUGUAGAGGACAGUGCUGAUGGUACACCUGACAACGCUAGACCCAGAGAACUUGAGGAUAGUGUUCUGGCUGAAGAUAAAUCUGAGAAAGAGGAAGAUGUGGAUUCCGGUAAGAACUUUUCUGAGACGGAAAGUGUGGAAAAAAUUUCAAUUUCAUCAGAUAAAAACAAUCACAUCAGUCCAGAGGGCAAUAUUUCUAGAGAAGAUUCUACUGAAUUUGAACAGUUUUCAGAGAAAGUGAUCACCGAAAGGCUGGAUGAAUCUGAGGGUUUUAUCACUGAGCCCACCGCACUGGAGGUUAACUCAGAGAACCUUGAGCUCGCCUCACACUCACCAACAGAUGAGGAUCCUUUAGCAUCUAGAGAUGUGCCUGGGGAGGAUGCACCCAGCCAGAACCCCCAAGGUGAUGUCUCAUCCGACACCGCUUCACCUGCUGCCUUCAAUAAGAGACAAAGAAAAGUAACAACUAAAUUACGGGAAAUGAAAGAAAAAUUACCUACAGAAACAUCAGCACCCGCCACUCCCAAGGGGAGAAAACCCAAAACGCCAGCCUCUAAGAAGAAAUCCACACCAGCGACCUCUGCCUCUAUUAAAUCACCAGCCAAAGCUUCCACUCCAAAAUCUAAAAGACCUGACACUCCAAAGACAGCGAGAUCUGUUAGUCCCAAGUCAACACCUACCACCACCACGCCCAAGCAAAAGCCCAAUGAAGAAUGUAAACAGCUAGAAAAUGGCUGGAGGUUAAAGGUUGUCCAAAGACUGUCUGGAGUUUCUGCUGGCAAAUAUGAUAUUUACUAUUACAGUCCUGACAACAGAAAAGUGCGCUCUAAAACAGAGUUAAUGAACUUUAUAAAAACAAAUAAUUAUGACGUGGAUUUAGCUUUGUUUGAGUUCAACGCAAACAAGCUAAAAGAGAAAGGGUUGAUAGACUUGGACAGUGUUGUGGAGGCUAGGCCCAGAGCACAACCAAAAGCUCAGUCUGAAAAAAAAGUUCUAAAGGUUAAAGAGGGUGGAGUGAAGAAAGCUAAGACUGGAUUCUUAAACAACAAGUCCUUGUUUAAAAACGCCAAGUUGUCAGUUAAUGAAAGCGGAGAGCAGCUAAAGGGCAAGAAAAAAAGUUUGUUCGGCAAGAAGGAAGUAGCUCCUGAGGAAGGUAAAGAUCAGCAGCCGUUGCAGAAAUUGGUCAUUAAAAUGCCGUUUGGGAGUGGGUUUGGUAAAAGUAAAAUGUCUAAAAAAGAAACAAGUCAGAUCAGAUCUUACUUCGCACCUUCUGGUGGCUCGGGGGACGAGGAGCCAGAUCACCCUGACGUGGGCUCCGGGGAGGAGUCCACUGAGGUGGUCAACAAGUCUCCAACUCCUGCCCCGUCUGGCAAAAAGCGUGGAAGAAAACCCAAGAAAGAUCUGGCAGAUGGAAGUGAGCUGACAACCUCGCCUCUGAAUGAAAGUAGGGGAUUCUCUGUCGAUUCCAGCCAAGAUGACACCAUCGCCACGCCCCCACCUGCGAAGAAGAAACGUGGCCGUCCCAAGAAAACUGAAACCAGUGGUUAUUUCAAAACAGGGGAGAUGAUCAGUCUGAUACCCAAACCUCAAGUUGAAGUCAAAGAAACCGAGACAACAAGUACAGCAGAAACACCCAGCUCUGCUGUCUCCCCCAUUCCCAAUGAAAAUGGAUCACACAGUUCCUCCCAUUCAUCCAAGAAAAAAGGCCCUGGUAGGCCUAAAACAAAACAGACCCCAGUCAAACACCCUGAGGACCACUUAACAGAAGCCACGGCUGGAUCUAAAACUCCCAAAAGGAAGAUUGAAGAAGACUUAGACAAAGAAGUGAAAAGAAAAAAGCUAGACUUGGAGGAACCAUUACCACAAGAGAAUGGACACGUUGAAGAUGAAUUGGAAAAGCUGAAAGAAUCUGAAGAAAUAGAUACACAAAUUACUCACAAUCAGGAGACAGAAGAAACAGUAGAAGAUUCUGUUCAUUUGAAUCAAGACACUGAGAGAUUAGUCGCAGAAGAUACACCUAAUAAUGAUGAUAAACCUAGUAAUGAUGAUAAACCACACAAAAAUGAGAUUCUUUCGGAAGGCUCUCCCUCAAUAACUCCUCCCCCAAAGAAAAGAGGCAGGCCGGCAAAAGCCAAAACACCUGUAGAAGGAGGCUCUUCGUUAAAUAAAUCACAAGAUUCUAGCAAUGCAAACUCAUCGCAGCAUAGUUCACCACAUUUAUCUCCCAAAAAAAGAGGGAGACCACCUAAAAGUAAAAGCGGGGAAUUCACAAAAAGCACACCACUUAACCAGCAAGAUCAAACCCUACCGUCCGAAGGAGAUGAUUCACAUGGUAAAAUAGUACCUGAAGAAAUGUCUUGGGAAGAUUACCAGAGGCAGUUGGAGCCUGAUCAGGUGGUGCCCCGGUCAGGUGACACAAGGAAGAGUUUGCCUUUUGAAGACAGUGAGAACUCCCUGAUUGAGUUCCUCUCUGUACAGAAUGGCAUCACAAACAAAGAACCAUGUGAAAUAACAGCGGAAAUGAUCCUGGGUAAUGCCUCAAAUAAAAGCAAAUAUUUUAAAAAGUCUGGAGGGUUGGCCCCGCCAAAACUAAGACAAACAGAUAAAUGGAUUCCACCUAGAUCUCCAUUUUGCCUUGUGCAAGAGUCCUUGUUCCAUGAUCCUUGGAAGCUGUUGAUAGCUACUAUUUUACUCAAUAAAACAACAGGUCGGCAAGCUAUCCCAACAUUGUGGAAGUUCCUGAACCGCUGGCCCUUACCACAGCUGGCCUGUCAAGCUGAUGAGGAAGAGAUGGCUAACUUGUUGUUUCCAAUUGGUCUCAAUUACACCAGAGCAAAGACAAUCAUCAGAUUCUCUGAUGAGUACCUAACUAAAAAAUGGUCAUACCCCAUAGAGCUCCAUGGAAUUGGCAAAUAUGGCAAUGAUUCCUACAGGAUAUUUUGUGUUAAUGAAUGGAAGCAGGUUGAACCUGCAGAUCACAAGUUGAAUGACUAUCACCAGUGGCUUGUAGCUAAUGCAAAACGGCUGGGUAUUAGUUGAAUCACGUUAGAGAGUUGUGUAUUGUUUGUUAUAUAGGGGAGUCAUGAUUUUUAUUUUGUUAAAAUAAUUGUAAGACAGAUGAGACAGUAGUUUGCUAUAUUUACAAGAUUUCUUUAUUUAUACCAUUGUUCUGUUUAUUUCAUGGAUUUAAAAAUUUGACAUAAAAAAAAUCAAACAUUUUUUAAAUAAAAAUUUGCUGUAAUUUUUAAAAUGUAUGAUCAUCAUAGCCAGUGGUGCUACAGCCCAUAGAGGGAUCUUUUUAGCGCCAGAAUUUGUUUUACGUUUAUUUAAUGUAUAAUUUGAACUUGUUAAAGUAAUAUAGUAAUUUAACUGGGAAGGCACAAGCCAUCAUCAUAUUUUUGAAAACUUGAGAAAGGAUAUGGACAUUAGGGUUUUAGAAUUAUGUUAUGUCAGCGAUAACCUUUAUAUGAUGUAUCUUUCUUGACUUGACAAAAUACUUCCUGCUAAAUAUGGUUUUGUAAAAAUAUGUAUUUUUUUUUGUAAUCAAUACAAAUCCAGAGUAAGAUUUUAAAUGAUUUAUUUAGGAUGUAUUUUUCCAAACUGUUUAACAUUGAAUUUUACAUUAUUUGUAUUAAAAAAUAAACUAAUAUUGUAAUAAGGCAAAGAAACCAGAUUUAAUGAAGACUUGAAUCUGAAAUUUGUUAACUUAAACAUAGACAACAAUUAAAAUAUAUUCCCUAUGCCUACUCUUUUCUCUCCUUUCUUCACCCUCUCCACCCUGUUGCAAAUUUUCUUUACUAAAAUUUGUUUAUGGAGUUGUUCUAUUGUUGACAACAUUCAAAAGUUCUUUACUGCUUUAUUUUUAAAGCAGAAUAUGCAUUUUGGGGUCUCUCCUGUUUUUGCUAAAUUAUGGGAUAUUUUGUAAUGCACUGAAGUUUAUUUUUUUAAUUACAUUUUUUUUCUCAAAUUGAAUUUGAAAGUACUAUACAAGUUCAAUGAUUGAAGCAUUGAUUUUUACUUUAAAAAUAACAAAUACACACACUAGUAAGCUACAGUAUUAAAACGUUCACUGCGCUUAUGUCAGCACAGAUCCAUAUUUAACUUCCCUCCUUGGUUUCAUGUAACCAAGCUAAAUAAUUUAGUAUAAGAAAUUGGCGAAAACGUUUUUUUUCUCAACAAUUGGGUCAGAUAUGAGGAAUAGAUUUGACGACCAAAUGGCAUUGACAAUUGUUUUCUUCUCUCGAUCUUGAGUACCGGUCCCCCCUUAAGUGUGUCAUACUGAAAUUUUGCUAGUCUUUCAAUCAUAAACUUUUGAUUUAUGUUUUAAACCAUCUAUGGAAGCAUCUCAUUUUAGUUCAGGUCGUUUAUUUUGUGUGUGUGUUCAAAAAUACAUUUUUUUUAAUUUAUAAAACCAAUAGUAUAAAAAUUGCAGUGCAUACGACACAAAGACUUGUCAUUUUCAUCAUGAUAUAAAUAUUUGUCUUGGCUAUCUGAACUAUUGUUUUGUAUUACACCAUGCAAUUCUGAGUUUCUGUAACUAAAUUUUUAUGACCAUGUUACUGUAAAAUAAAAAUAUAUGUAAACCAUU
Physella acuta is the source of this 5566-nucleotide messenger RNA. Its product is annotated as capping protein inhibiting regulator of actin dynamics. NCBI's taxonomy places the organism in Eukaryota, Metazoa, Mollusca, Gastropoda, Physidae. Gene Ontology annotation, cellular component: nucleus. Gene Ontology annotation, molecular function: catalytic activity; DNA binding. The record is from RefSeq and is a predicted model, not a curated record. Gene Ontology annotation, biological process: DNA repair.